Molecule: messenger RNA, 8514 nt
Organism: Dunckerocampus dactyliophorus (ringed pipefish)
Lineage: Eukaryota; Metazoa; Chordata; Actinopteri; Syngnathiformes; Syngnathidae
Gene: jade2
Product: jade family PHD finger 2
Exons: 14
Coding region: 804-3317 (837 amino acids)
Biological process (GO): regulation of transcription by RNA polymerase II
Cellular component (GO): histone acetyltransferase complex
Source: RefSeq, a predicted model, not a curated record
CUGCUGUCCUGUGGGGGGCGGCGUGCCCCAGUGAAAGAGGAAGUGCAGCCUCGCUGCUUGCGCUCAAUUGAAAGUACGCCAUAAAUAUGGCGCCAAAAGAGUUUUCAAGCUGAGGCUCUCAGCUGAAUUUGUCCAGGUUUUAGCAGGGGAGGGGGGCUCCUGUUUGUUUCCGUCUUGUCCAAGGCGAAAGCAGGAGGGCCGCGGAGGAGCGUCCACCGCGCACGGAGGCAAGGCGGUGAAGAAGAGGAGGAGAGCUGGCUGCUGUGUUUUGGAAGAAGAAGAAGAAGAGGAACAGGAGGACAUUGCGAAACUGGAUUGCAAUCUUUUCUCUGAGUCAUCGUUUGGACUUAAAGCAUCCAUUUACCCCCACCCCCCUGCUCUACCUUUUGGCAGCGGGGGAGAACGUAUGUAUGAUUUCUUGGAUUUCUAUCACUGAUUUGCACUCCAAGCUCGAUGGUUUCCUGCAAAAUGCGACAUGCUUUCCAGUGAGCGGCAUGUUGUGCGCUGCACGCCGCUCAGCGCGCACUGAAAGGCGGCUGCAGCGGCGGCGACACCCCGGCCUCUGGCAUCCGUGACCCGGAGCAGCGACUCACACUUUUUCCUCUUCGCUUUCGGAUUGGCUUGGUCUUUUAGCGGAGCUGUCAGCGUGCAAGGAAGAGGGAAGGGGGGCGGGGAGGGUCCUGUCACACCACCUCACUGACUUGAAGCACCGGAAACAGAACACUGAAGCAAUCAAAAGUACACAUGCUUCUCUGCUGAUGCUCUCCUAACCUUUGGGAAUAUCUCAUCUUCUUCUGGCUAAGAUGGAGAGUGAGAGGAAGAGGAGGAAGUACUCCACCAGCAGCAACGACUCCGACACCACAGACAGUCAGGUGACGUCCUGGCCCAGGUCGUGUAAGAACAUGGGCACCAGCAUCACGUGGGUCCGACACCAGCACAAGAAACCAUCAGAGGUGUUUCGGACCGACUUUAUCACAGCCAUGAAGCUGCCCGACUCGGCCCAGCUCGGCCCGGACGACUUCUACGUGCUGUCGGACCCGUGGAGGCAAGAGUGGGAGAAGGGUGUGCAGGUGCCCGCCAACCUGGACGCCAUACCGCAGCCCGUGGUCCGGUUACUGGCCGAGUCGACGGGUGGAGCAUCUCCGCCCCCCCGGCCUCCCCCUGGCCCGCUGUACAGCUGCUACGACCUGGACGACACCGACGUGUCCUGGCUGGACCUCGCCAACCAAGAGUUCAGUCAGAUGGCGCUGCCAGAGCUGGAUGAGCUGACGAUGGAGGUGGUCGUGGUGGAGUUGGAGCGCGUGUGUGAGGAGAAGAUGCAGCAGGCCAUUGAGGCGGAGGAGGGCCUCGGCAUCGAGUACGACGAGGACGUGGUGUGCGACGUGUGCCGCUCGCCCGAGGGCGAGGACGGUAACGAGAUGGUCUUCUGCGACAAGUGCAACGUCUGCGUGCAUCAGGCGUGUUACGGCAUCCUCAAGGUGCCGCAGGGCAACUGGCUGUGCCGGACCUGUGCGCUCGGCGUCCAGCCCAAAUGUCUGCUCUGCCCCAAGAGAGGCGGUGCCCUCAAACCCACCCGCAGUGGAACCAAGUGGGUCCACGUCAGCUGUGCCUUAUGGAUCCCUGAGGUGAGUAUUGGCUGUCCAGAGAAGAUGGAGCCCAUCACCAAGGUGUCCCACAUCCCCACCAGCCGCUGGGCUCUGUCGUGCAGCGUGUGCGGAGAGCACACAGGAACCUGCAUCCAGUGUUCCACGCCCUCGUGCAUCGUGGCCUUCCAUGUCACGUGCGCCUUUGACCGCGGCCUGGAGAUGAGGACCAUCCUGGCCGAGAACGACGAAGUCCGCUUCAAGUCCUUCUGUCUGGAGCACAGCAGCGCCGGCGCCUCCAACGUGUCCAACGGAGGAGCGACCCGACCCGAGUGGGCCGCCGAGCUCCAGUUGGACCCGCAUCGCCCAAUCGGGUGCGGUGACCCGGAACCGAGGCCGCUACCCCAUCCGGUCUCGGCAUCGGAGAGAGCUGAGAGGGACCAGCUGGAGAGGGAGAAGGUGAGCCAGAGGAAGCAGAAGCUCCAGGAGCUGGAGGACGAGUUCUACCGACUGGUGGAUCCCGGCCAGGUGGCAGAGAAUCUGGCGCUGCCUGUCACGCAGGUGGACUUCCUCUACCAGUUCUGGAAGCUGAAGAGGAAGUCCAACUUCAAUCGACCUCUAGUGACCUUAAAGCGGGAUGAGGUGGACAACCUGGCCCAGCAGGAGCAGGACGUCCUCUACAGGCGCCUCAAACUCUUCACGCACCUCCGACAAGACUUGGAGAGGGUGCGUAAUCUGUGCUACAUGGUGACCAGGAGGGAGAAGAUGAAGCACAGCCUGUGUGACCUCCAGGAGAAGAUCUUCCACCUGCAGAUCCAGCUGCUGGAAGAGGACAUGGCCGGAGAGAGAGCCCGGAAGGGAGGAGGAAAGAGGAAGCAGGCAGGGAAGGAGAGAAGGAAGAGUAGUCGUGACAAGAGAAAGGAGGGAUGGAAGGAUCUAGGUUUGUCCAAGUCCUUCCCGUUGGACGACUCGCUGUUUGACAGCUGGCUGGCGCGGUCGGUGCACAUCACGGCGGAUGACGUGCUCAGCAAGUGGGCUCUGGGCGCCCAGCACCGGGACCAGAGUGGCAGCCUGCUCUCUGACCAGCUCCUUCAGGGCGAGGAGAACCUGCUCAAUCUCAUGAUGGAGAACUCAAUGGAGUCCACUUGGAAAACCCCCCAGCUGGGUCGCAAGCCUCGUGCCCGUGGACACCGGCCGUCCUGCGGCACCACCCCGCCACGCACGGUUGUCUCGGCGCCCGGUGCGUCCACCACUAAGGACCUCUGGCUCGGAGGAGGUGAGGAGAAGCCGGGAGGUCAGGUGGUGCGCAAGGGGGAAAGAUCCAGAGGUUCCCCCAGGGUCCUACACCACCACCAUCAUCACCACCACCAGACCAGGAGUUCUGACCCCCACAGGGACCCGGCGCUGCAGCCCCCCAUCUCCAAAAUGGACUCCUGUCACAUCUCUGAGGAUGGUGGUCCGUGGGACAGCAACGUUGACGCGUCAUCUCCCACGUCAUUUUCUGCGCCGCAGCUCCGCCUGUCCCGUCAGGGUAGAUCCAGAAUGCGGGGCGUCGUCAGGUCAGGUUCGGAUGCUAAGGACUCGUCCUCGCUGGACGUCGCCGAGACCGACGGCUACUUUUCCGAUGGCGAGCAGAGCGACUUGGACACGCGGCCCGCCGGCCGCAAACUCCGCCUUGCGGCGUCGCAUCCUGCCAACGAGGACCUGCUGAGGCGGAGCGUGAUGGCGUCCUAAAGGCGUGAAGCCACAUGUGCCGCUGCGGCGUCCCUGCAGCUGAUUGGGAGCCAUCGAAUGUAGCUACUAGCUUACUCGCUAAAAUAGGAAACACACCUGCAGUUUUAGCAGAACUCUCUCCACGUUCUUGGACUUGUGUCCACCACAAACAAAGACUUUGGGGCAUUGAUGUAAAUAUUCCUACGGACGCUGCUUUCAGGGUCCAAUUGGGCAGCGAGCGGCGUCGGAAAGCACAACUAGCUAGCAAGUAGCGUUAGCACUGGCUGCUUUGUAGUGAUUAGAAAAGCUCUGACAGCAACAUUUCUGAUCAUUCUUCUCUUUGCCUGAAAAAUUAUUUUCAAAGUGUGCCUUCUGUCGCACCCCCGCCCCCUCCCCAGGCCCCGCCUCCUCAAUCAAUUAGGCCUUUCCAAAUCCGACUCGUAACAAUCAAAGCCAGAGGACGGCCGCCGGUCGGCUCUAGCGAAUGUCGCCCCAGCCGCGCUCCUUAAAGAAUCCUUGCAGAGUGCCUGAAUGGAUGCACGAGCAGCAUUUGCUGUCAAUCAAGUCUUUCUAAGCCCCGCCCCCCGCUCGUGACCUUAUCUAUUACCGAUACACAGUUUGUCACGUUACAUCCUUAAAUAUUGCAUCACUUGGACCACAAAAUACUAAAAAAAGAAAAAAAAAGUCUGACAUGAUGGAGUGGUCUAGCAGACAUGUUGAAGUGGUCCGUCAGGCAUGCUGGAGUGGUCUGGAAGACAUGCUGGAGUGGUCCAACUGACACGCUGGAGUGGUCUAGAGGACACGCUGGAGUAGUCUAGAGGACACGCUGGAGUGGUCCAACUGACACGCUGGAGUGGUCUAGAGGACACGCUGGAGUGGUCUAGAGGACUCGCUGGAGUGGUCCAACUGACACGCUGGAGUGGUCUAGAGGACACGCUGGAGUGGUCUAGAGGACUCGCUGGAGUGGUCCAACUGACACGCUGGAGUGGUCCAGCAGGUUUGAUGGAGUGGUCCAGCAGACACGCUGGAGUGGUCCAGCAGACACGCUGGAGUGGUCUAGAGGACACGCUGGAGUGUUCCAGCAGACACGCUGGAGUGGUCCAGCACAGUGCUUCUCAACUGGUUUGUCUGUGGGACCCACCAUCAGCCUUCAAUGACAAACAGCGACCCAAAUUGGGGACAUUUUUUAACGUAAACGUCCCCAAUAUGUUAUUUCUUUCAUUAAUAACAUUUGAAUUAGAGGUCAUGCCGGCGCAAAACAAGUUUCAGAUUUCACCUUUUUGUCCACAAAUUGAGAAAUGAUGAGACGAGAAAGUGAGUGUAGUAGUUUUGGUACCUGGGAGACACAGCAGGUUCAGAUCAAGCCAGUCCAGUUGCUCUGAUUCAGCACCUUCAUAAAUGGACCAGCAUUUCUUCUGUAGACCACCCCCCCCUGCCUGGGACACCUUCAUACCGUACAUGCUCAUCAUCAAUGUGGGCGGAGCUUUUGCUUUACGACGCGCUCUUCUGCAGCAGGUAUCUAGCUGGGCGGCGCCUUAAGUCCACACUCCAUGUCCUUCCCCUCCAGCUCGCGCUUGGCCAAGUCGUAAACCGGCCAAUAGCAGCGCUGAGAGGUGCAUUCACAGACAGCGGGUCGUUACGCUUUUUUUUUGUGGCAGAGACCUCGCCAUCCACUGCAAACGGCGUGGGUUGCGAUCCACCAGUUGGGAAUGACUGGUCCAGCUGCCAUGCUGGAGUGGCUCACGUCCUUCACGGUUGGCGAGUUGCUGGUCAACGAUGACACGUUUGCUCACGUUGCUAAGUUGUGCGUUUGUAGCGAAGGCGGUGUGCGGUUAUCUCAGGGGUUUAAAACAACGUCAACACGAUGGUGUUGAAUAUGAAAAGCUACAUUUUAUUUUGCGUAUAAAUGAACGGCUCACUUGCAGAAGCAAAGUCAAUAUUUAGUUUUUUGAAAUUGUAACGAAGAUUUUUGCAAGUGACUCGUAUAGAAAACGAAAGAUGGCGGCGCGUGCCCGUCAACAAACUUCCAUUUCCCGCGAGCUCAGACUACUGACUCGGCGCGUUUCCUCUCUUGGUGUGGUCACAUGAUUGGUGGGACCAAUCAGCUGAGGGCGUGGUCACCUGACCUCCGCCCCGGCGGGUCCAAUCGAGCUCAAAGUGAAGCAUCAGCAGCGGUUUUGGAUGUGGUGUGUUUUGGAGCAGUCUACUUCCUGGUUCCUUGUUGCUAUGCUAACAGGCUGAUCCAACAAACACGUAUUGCUGCUGAACGCACACACGCACGCACACACGCACGCACACACACACACACACACACACACACACACACGCACACACACACACACACACAAAGCAGGUUUGGUGUAACAGGGUUUGAAUAUGUUCUGGCGCGCUCGGUGGCGCCACCAGUGGUAGGAAUGGAAACGUUUUCGUGUUCUUCAGAGUAGCCGGACUGUCGGUGACGACAUGACAGACAUGUAGUAGCGAGGCCGCGUGGUGUGGGCGGGGCUAAACACUGGUCCAUAGCGAGCUUAGCUAGCACGCCAUGUUUUCCCGCCCAGACGCUGCGCGUCUCUCGUAGUGUACACAAGUAUUACUUCUAUAAUCUCUAUUUACAGUGAGGCUACAACGCCCUCUCCUUCCUUCCUCUCUUCCUCCCUUCCUCCCUUGGCUUCCUUAGAGUCCUAGACAGGAGUCUUGGCGCGUGUGUGGAGUAGAUGCUAAAAGCCUUGUGUGUCGUGUGCUACUUUGGACUCGCUGUUGGCUUGCAACUUCUUUUAUCAGGGUGACGCUGGAGCGCAUGUUUGGAUUUUCCUACAAAAAUCAGCUUUUUAAAAAUGUUAUUUAUUUUUUAUUGUUGCCUGCUCCAACGAAAUUCCCAGCGCACAUAGAAGACAACCACGGGCUGUCGCGUGCAUGCCAAAGCAACAGGGGGCAGUGUAGCCCCACCCCCCGGCCUUGGGGAGCCAAUCGAAGAAAGUUGCUUCUGGAAAAGGCAAAAACAACAAUGAAAUUUGGAACAAAUUGGACUCCGACGUGAUUGUGGAAUGUCAUCCCAGGCUUGUGUAAAAUUCCCAAUUUGGAAUUUCACUUGAAGAAUUGCGAUUUGAAUUGAAUUGGCUCCACCCCCACGGGGCGUUGACUUGGAGUGACAGGAAGUGGAAUGACAUUGCUUCAAGUCAAGUAACCUCACCUCGUCACCUUAAAUACGACAAAUUAGGGAUGCGCCGAUCAAUCGGCCAACGAUCAGCAUCGGACGAUUUUGGUGAAAAAGCACGUGAUCGUCAUACGCCGAUAAAUGCCUUUCAACGGCGAUCACCUGCGGCUCGUACGAUGGCAGCCCGCAGCCAUCGCUGCCGUCUUACGGCGUCCAGCCUCAGCAGCAAUGGCGCGCUGCCUGAGGCCUUGCUUACGCAGCUCCUCAAUCCCACCGCGUUCAACGAGAGAAAGCUUUUUUUGCCUUCGCCCUCGAGAGAUCACGACACCUGACACGAAAUCACAUUCAAUCCACAUUUUUCUUUUUAAAGGCUGUGCUCUUCAAGUUUUGAUGGACAGCCUCUUUCACCUUCAUGCUUCUUUCACGGCCAUACGUUGCUUUUUUUGUCGCAGUCCCAUUUCUUCUUUUUGCAUUUUGAAGCUCGUGAUCUUCCUAGUCGUCAUAUUUGGUUUAUGGAAUACUGUAAAGUGUCGAGCAUGAUUGUGGAAUGCACCAAAACUAGCAACUGCAGUUUCAUUCCCGCUUCCUUCCAUUCCAAUUUCAAUUGCAAUUCUGCUUCCUGUUGGAAUUUGAAUUGGAAUUUGGGAGUUUUGCACAAUUUCAAAAGGGCACACGUGAACGGAGAGCCUUCAAAAGGAUCAAACGGCGACGUCAGUCAAAGGAGGAAAAGCCCAAAAGCAGCACCAGUGGCGAGUAAACGGCAACUUGAUUGUUUUUGCAAACUGACCAGAGAAAAGCUCCCACUUUUGUUGACCUUCAUUCCCUUCUCGUUUGUCCCGCCACUCGAUGCCACCUGUUGCACCAUCUCCGCCAUCCGCGUCCCAGUUUGCGGUCGUGCACGUCAAAAUCAUGUGGACGGCUGCAGAAUCACGGAAGCCGAGGCUCAUUUCCAUCCUCCUCGUCGUGGCUGUCCUUUACAAGCUCUUGAAUGCAACAUUUCCUUCAAGGUCAACAAGCUUGUAGUAGUUGUUUUGCUUCAGGAUCUGCCAGAAAAGCAGAAAAGUCUGCGUUCACACUUGGUGCUGCUGCUGCUACUCUGGUUCUCAUUGCACGAUCCAAUCGGAACUCGCUGGCAACGCAAAUUCAGCAAACUAAAAGUGUUGUGGGAUGUUUUUGUUUUUUUAGAGACAAAAAAAAAACCUUCCAGGAAGUGCGCUCACGAGCUUUCACAUUAAAAGUGUGACAAAACGUCUUACAUGAACGUUUUCUGCGUCUGCACUCCAAUCCCAAUGUGAUUGGCUGAAAGGAGGCUUAAAGUACGCUCGGGUUCACUUUGCUACGAUGCGUCUUUUUGCCAUUUGAAGAAAAAGUGCUGAAAUGGUGGAGGGAAAUAAAAGAGGGUUUAGCCAGCAGGAAGGUGUUUUGGUUGCGAUACAAACUGAACAAAGUCAGUUAUGUAGCGUUCCAUCAACAGGAAGUGCCGCCCCACCGACUCACUGUUGCCUCUCGAGGCACCGAGUGGUAUUACACAUCACCCGUUUGAUUUGACUUCCUGUCUGCCCCACCUGCCCUUGAAAUGGCAACGUUAUGCCCCCUCAGGGUGGAAAUGAUGAAAGGCGUGCACACUUUUGCUGCGCCAAACGUGAUUUCUAAGCACUUGGUGAUGACUGGGAUGAAAAAAAAAGCGUUUGGAUGGGAAUCCUCAUCAGCAUCACAGGCGCUCUUCAAAUCCGAGCAGACCUUUGACAUGAAUGUUUGUUAAUAGCAAAGAGAAAUAUUCAACAUACAAAUACAAGAGCUAUUUUAAAUUAUUUUGUUUUGCUCUAUUUAUUUUCUUGUAGGAGGAGAAAGUGUAUUUUUCAUUCGUAGUGUGAAAAAGAUAUUUUCUUCCUUUUUGUACAAUGUCCAUGUUUGAAGGCAAUAUGAUGGCGCUAUCUGCAUGCUUUGUGUUGCCUUAACCACAGCUGCUCCCAACUUACCAACCCCUCCCACCCACUCCCCCGUGGCGUCCCCCCUGGUCCGGUCCAGUGCCGUCAAUAAAGCAGUGCUUUCUGUGUACUCCAA